GAUAUUCUUGAGAUCUAUUGAUAACACAGUUGUUAAGUAGAAAGCCAUGAAGAGAUUCAUCUUGUUAUGUCUGCUGGCAAGUGUUCAGGCGGGUCCCUACAAAUGGAAGCAGCGGCCAGUGGCCAAGCCUCUUGUCGUAGCAGCCCAAUGGUACGUCCACCAGAAGUACCUCGCCGUCGAGCAGGAGCUCCUUCGCGUGUCCGUGGAUGUGGGGAAAUUGGCAGAGAUCACGACCAAGGAGGCUUACACACUCACCUACCAGGCUGAAGAGGAUCUAAGAGCGUUGAGGGAAAGCCUCUCGAGGGAGUCCAAGAGCCUCAAAAUGCUCUCCUGGAGUUGUGUCAACAAUGCGGCCAACAAGCACACCUUGGAGUACUUUGAUCGUGUGAAGGAGAAGAUGUACGCCUGCACCCACACAAUCAGUGACACCGCAGCAACCUUCGAGGUGGAGAUGACCCAACGGCUGAUAGAAGCCAGAGGUCACGUGUGGAACAUCGAGCAAGCCAUGUGGUUCUGUCAGAAGUUUACCGACGAGGAAGAUGUAGAGUGCCUGAAGAGGUUGGUGUUGGAAGGCCUCCAGCUUGCGGACAAGAUGCCGGACCGGGCAGCCUGGGUGCUAGACAGAGCUCAGGCGGAGUCGGGACAAGCUUUGGACAAGCUGAGGAACUGUGUGACUCUAUCAGUGAGCGCAGCUCAGGACCGGCUACUGGUGGAGACCCAGAGGAUGAGGAGGUGUGUGAUGGAAGCGCAAGAAUCUGAUGAUGAUGGUGAGCGGGAGAAACCAGCCGGGACCUUGGUCGGGAAACGGGACUCUGGAUGAGGGUGAAAAGACCUUCUUGAGGAAGGACGAGGAAUGAAACUACUCGUAGAAUGGAUCUAAUAAGAGGAGCUUAAUAAGGAAAAAUCAUAGGUUUAAGAAUUUUGAUAGCAUUUUGUGAAUUAUUUAUGCUGUGCAGAAAUAAAAUUGUUACCAUUUA
This is a messenger RNA of Homalodisca vitripennis (glassy-winged sharpshooter), 977 nucleotides long. RefSeq lists its product as uncharacterized. The transcript has 4 exons. NCBI's taxonomy places the organism in Eukaryota, Metazoa, Arthropoda, Insecta, Hemiptera, Cicadellidae. The coding region runs from base 47 to 820 and encodes 257 amino acids. The record is from RefSeq and is a predicted model, not a curated record.